Pimephales promelas (fathead minnow) is the source of this 3898-nucleotide messenger RNA. It is a transcript of the gene vapb, whose product is annotated as VAMP (vesicle-associated membrane protein)-associated protein B and C. Gene Ontology annotation, biological process: endoplasmic reticulum membrane organization. The record is from RefSeq and is a predicted model, not a curated record. NCBI's taxonomy places the organism in Eukaryota, Metazoa, Chordata, Actinopteri, Cypriniformes, Leuciscidae. Gene Ontology annotation, cellular component: endoplasmic reticulum membrane; plasma membrane. Gene Ontology annotation, molecular function: FFAT motif binding.
ACUACUGAGUACUGCAGGGGCAGUGACGUCACGGCCAGCCUCUCUCUCCCUCUCUCUCUCUCACAGUCCCUUCCUGCUGCAUCACAACAGUCGCUAGUGGAUCGGGUAACUGAGCUAUUUCCACUGCCUUGUGGAGUUUUUAUUUCAAAUAAAGGUAACAGAAGUCCUCAUCGACUAACAGCCUCAACCGUCAAGCCCGUCACAGUCAGUCCGAGCGGACGUCAGCGCAGCCAGUCUGAACGCGUUUCAAGCGCAGUGGGAGAUGGCCAGACCAGAGCAGGUCCUGCUUCUAGAACCGCAGCACGAACUGAGGUUCCGAGGUCCAUUUACAGAUGUGGUGACCACCACCCUAAAGCUCGCUAAUCCCACAGACAGAAAUGUGUGCUUUAAAGUAAAGACGACUGCACCGCGCCGGUACUGCGUGCGGCCAAACAGCGGAGUGAUCGAUGCCGGAACCUCCAUCAACGUCUCUGUGAUGCUGCAACCGUUCGAUUAUGAUCCGAAUGAGAAAAGCAAACACAAGUUCAUGGUACAGUCUCUGCUGGCCCCACCUGACAUGACUGACACUGAGGGAGUGUGGAAGGACGCCAAGCCCGAGGAUCUGAUGGACUCCAAGCUGAGAUGUGUCUUUGAUAUGCCCGUUGAAAAUGAGAAAACACAUGAAAUGGAAAGCAAUAAGAUAUCCACCAGUCUCUCAAAGUCGGAAUCAUCCACAUUGUCUAUGAAGUCCAUGGCCUCCAGUCUGGAUGAUGGAGAGGUCAAGAAGAUCAUGGAGGAAUGUAAAAGACUGCAGACGGAGGUGCAGCGGCUACGAGAGGAGAACAAACAGAUCAGGCAGGAAGAUGAUGGUCUGCGGAUGAGGAAGAGCACAGUAAUAUCCGCUCCGCACUCCUCUUCAGCGAUGAGAGUGAAGGAGGAGGGGCUGAGCACCAGGGUGAUCGCUCUAAUUGUGCUGUUUUUUGUUGUGGGUGUCAUCAUCGGCAAGUUGGCCUUGUAAAAUCCAAGAGGAGAGUGUUACAAGCAUGCAUUGCGGAUGAAACAAAAACAAAACAGACAAGUAACCAAUGCAGAAUUCGUUUAAUCCGAAUGCCAUAUCAUUGGGGUAGUUUUGGAUUAGCGAGGUGUGUAAAAUUAAUAAAGAGAUCAAGAUAUUUCAUCAUGUUAUGUGCAAAGAAAUAAAUUCAGAAAAAAAAAAGUUAAUAAUAGUAAUCUGACACAGCUCUUGCCUCAAAAUUGUGAAAUCAUCCUGGCCCCUCUUCCUUAAUUAUUGCUGAUGCAAGUUCAAAAAUAUCAUAGAUUUUAACCACUAAAAUGUUGUAGGGAUUUUCUAACACCAGAUGUGCGACUGCGUUGUGCUAGAGUGAAUGUUGUUUAUCACUUUUUUUUUUUCAAUGGGUCAGAAGCAAAUUUUAUCUGUAUACAAAUGCUAAACAUCUUUGAAAAGUGUCAUAUGGCAUUAAUUUGUACAUACACAAACAUCCGGCAUUAAAGCAGCAGUUCACUGAAGUAUAUUUGCAAUCACUCUCCGGGUAAUUGAUUAAAAAAAAAGCCUUCUAGUAUCUUCCCCAGUCACACUGUUGUUGAAAUAACGUGUUUUACAUCCUCCAUCCACUUCCGUUCAGUCCCGAAGAUAUGUUUGAGUACCAACAAGUGCUAUGAUUCAACAUAUAUUUCCUCAACAAAUCAGAUUAUUCAACAAGAAUAUAUGAUGUCGUCACUAAUUACCCAAAUUUUUUAGUUAAAAGACCAUCACUGCUUCAUGCCAAUUUAAUGUUCACUUGCAAAACACACGCCAAUCCAGGUUUUCGAGACAAAACCACCACGAAGUCUGGCUUUUAAGUGGCUUUGGCAAUGCGGUUUGACUAUUAGGUUUUGUUUCGUUUGGUUUUCAGACGUCUUAAAUCAACAGCAAAGAAAUGGACUGUUAGUGACUGAUAUUUCAAACGGCUGUUACUGGGGAAGUGUUGGUGAAACCCUUUGGCCGUUCACCUAGUCAUUUGCUCCAAAAACCAUUUGAAACAAUAUUUCUCCAUGUCGGUGAGGCGAUGUCUCUGAAACCAACGCUUCCGAUGAUGCUUUGCACAAACCGAUUUCCCUGUCAGGAACAGAAUUCUUUAUUAUUGUUUUCUUUUGGUAAGGGAUAUGUGCUUGAAUGCAUGGCUCUGUUUAGAGCAAAAAAUACUUUAUAUUUUAUUAAGCUGCUCCAUAGGUGAAAUCUCCUUUUCAGGCCCUUUUAGCACACCUCUGUUUCCAUUUCGCUGCCUGUCGACCCGAGUUAAUUUAUUGAUCAAGUCAUUAUUAUAUACAAUAAUAGUGCAGCUGCUAAGCGUAAUAUCUGAUGCACCAUCUACAAGCAAAUGGUUGAAGGUCUCUCUCCCUAUGAACUUUCUAUCUUAAGAUGCCAUGAGGAGAGUUCACCAUCAGGUCCAUUAACACUGACCCCCCUCUCACUUUACCCCUUCAAAAAAGAACAAAAAAAGAAUAGUAAACCCAGGAUUUAACAUUUUAUAAUCAUUUACUCAUCUUCACGUUGUUCCAACCCCAAAUGUUUUGCUUGUGAGAAACAAGAUGUUGGGAAGAGCUGCUCUUUUCCAUACAUGAUUUACAGUAUGUUGCUGUGAAAAAGGACAAAAAUAGUCAUGAAACUAUCAUAAAGCUAGUCCAAAGAUCUUUAACCCUAAUUCUGAAGCCAUACGAAUAGAUUUGUGUUAGAGAUGGACUGAAUUAAGUCGAUAUGCUUCAGGUUUUGCAUGAUGAUUUUAGCGUUCACACAAAGCUAUUGCAUGGCUUUAGAACAUGGUACACAAUGAUUUUUGUCCUUUUUGGAUCUUUUGAGGAUCAAUCCCCAUCAACGUUUAUGGGAAAGAGCAGCUCGGACAAUCUGCAUAGCAUCUAAUUUUGGAGAAAGUGAUUAAUAUGAGGUCGUAACAACAUGAUGAGGGAGUAAACAGAGAUGAAAUGUUUUUUCUUGAGGGCAACUAUUCUUUUAAAAACGGACACGUGUGAGUAUUGUAUCCUGUAUUUUAGCCAUGCCAAGCCUACACCUCAUUUCCAGAUAAAUGCAUGGCUUCGAUAUGCCUUGUCGGUGGUCUGAAAUGUACACAACACUGGUUUAUCUCGCAGCAUAAGGCUUUAAAAAAAACACUCCUGACAUUUCUGCACUGUUUUCCUGAGCCCUCUGUUUCUUUGCUGUCCUCUGAUGUUAAUUUAGUCGUUUGUUUGGAUUUAAGUUAUGAAUAAAGCUUUUAUUGCACAGAACUGUUUAUAUUAAAAAUGCACUACAUAUAAAGAAUGUCAUCUUCCCAUGCACAACGGUCUGGUCUUUGUGAAAUGACACCCGAAAAGAGACUCUUCCAACAGGGGACCAUUUUGUGACCUGAUGUGUAUUUGUGUCAUAGUUUGGUGUUGUGGGGGUGUCUUUUUCUUUAAUGUUUCUCUUCUACCCCCCUCCUUGAGACGCUUUUGUUUCAGUUAAUCAUCUUAUUGCUAAAUAUUGGAUUUCUAAGAACAGAGGAGCUUACGAUAUUGACAAACGGUAAAACUUUGCUUUGGGAGUAACUUGAGGAGACAUUCAGGGUAUAGGGAUUUUGGGACUGCAGUUUAUGUAUAGUUCACCAAGGAGUAUGAUUGCCAUGGAGAGGGAGGGAUUUGGGGGCCUAUCAGCCAAAUCAGCUGGCUCAUAAUUCAAGGAAAACCUUAUUAUUGUGCCCCAAACCUUCACAUACGAUGUACACAUGAAGGUGACCGUUUUGUAUGUAUAUAAAUAAAUAAAUAAUGAGUCUAAGAUGAAAAAUAAGGUUGAUAUUCUUAGUCAAGUAGUCUAUAAUGGUAUAUAAAGAAACCCCAACUUUGUUGGACUAUGUAGCAUCUUAAUAAAUUAAAUCAAUAAAGCCCCAGA